Racocetra persica is the source of this 297-nucleotide messenger RNA. NCBI's taxonomy places the organism in Eukaryota, Fungi, Glomeromycota, Glomeromycetes, Diversisporales, Gigasporaceae. The record is from the annotation of a GenBank genome assembly.
GAUGAAGGAAAGAAAAGAAACAAAGAAAAAAAAAGAAUUAAGAAAAAAAAUGAACAAAGAAAAAGAAAAGGAACAAAAGAAAAGAAAAGAACAAAGGAAAAGAAAGGAACAAAGAAAAAAAAAAAGAAUGAAGGAAAAAAAAGGUGCAAAGAAAAAGAAAAGAAACUAAGAAAAGAAAAUGAACAAAGAAAAGAACAAAAAAGAAAAAAAGACAAAGAAAAGAAAAAGAACAAAGAAAAGAAAAAGAAAGAAGAAAAAAGAAUGAAAAAAAGAAAAGAAUCAAAAGAAAAAGAAUGA